Anopheles stephensi (Asian malaria mosquito) is the source of this 2850-nucleotide messenger RNA. RefSeq names its product 3 beta-hydroxysteroid dehydrogenase/Delta 5-->4-isomerase. The record is from RefSeq and is a predicted model, not a curated record. The transcript has 4 exons. NCBI's taxonomy places the organism in Eukaryota, Metazoa, Arthropoda, Insecta, Diptera, Culicidae. Bases 630 to 1790 code for a protein of 386 amino acids. Gene Ontology annotation, molecular function: 3-beta-hydroxy-Delta5-steroid dehydrogenase (NAD+) activity. Gene Ontology annotation, biological process: steroid biosynthetic process.
UUCGCGUUCGAUCAGUUGACCGGUUGACGGCCCGUAGCUUGGACGCCUUUUUCUCUACGGUGCAGAUAGGCUGUAGUCCCGUUUCCAGCGCCAUCAGCAAAACACGCACGCGCGCGUACGACCGGUGUAUUGUUUUUUAAUUUUAAAAGUUCGUUAAAAACAUUUACCCUGAGCGCAUCACAUUUUUGAUCCAGUUUUUGCCCAUUCAUCACAAUUCAUCGCCCGGGCCGAACGGGCCUCCGCUGGGUGAUCGUUGGAGUUGUGUUGUGCAAGCAAAGUUUUCCCACACUCGCGCGGAUUGCUGAUCCUCCUGCGGUCGACUGAUAGUGCUGAUAUCUCACCUCCCUCCACCUGAGCUCGUGUGUGUUUUGGGUUGUGUAAGCUUAUUGUGAGCCGACCUGUGAAAAGCCUUCGGUGGUGAAGACGUGUCAACGAGUUAUGUGAUCCGAUCGUUAGCCGAUCGAUCGUCGAUGCUUUGGAGUAACAACACCCGCAAUAACAGCUUCCACCUGAUUGUGAUUAGUGUGAAUUUUGGGGAAAAAGCAAGAUAACAGUGAUCGUGACUUUGUUGUUGUUGUGAGUGAUCAUACAAAGUCAAGGAGCGGGUACGCCAUUCAGAAUCGUCGAAAAUGGAUAAGAAAGAAAUAGUGCUAGUUACGGGCGGUUCCGGGUUCUACGGACAGCACUUGAUCAGAGUCCUGCAGGAGCGGGACAGCAAGGUGGGCGAAAUACGGGUGGUCGACCUUAACCCCUACGAGAACCGGCUCGGUCACACCGAGAGCAAGAAAGUUGUCUCGUACGUCGGCGAUAUCUGCGACGCGAAAGCGAUCGAGCACGCAUUCGAAAACGUUGACUGCGUGUUUCAUCUGGCCGCGUACAUGAACUUCGACUUUCCGCCCAACUACGGGGAGCUGCAGCGCGUCAACGUGGACGGUACGGCCCGGGUGAUCGAACUGUGCCGCCGGUACAGUGUGCCCCGGCUCGUCUUUGCCAGCGACUGUCUCAUCCACAUGACGCCGUACCUGGGCAAGGCCAACUUUACCAUCAUCUGCAACCAGACGGAACCGAAGACGAAGGUCCCGGCGAAGGAGAGCGACUUCCAGGUGCCGGGCUAUCCGGCCUCCAAGUGGCGGGCGGAGUGUCUCGUAAUUGAGGCCAACGACACGCUGCUGGCGAACGAUGAGAAACUAAAAACCAUCGCCAUCCGACCACCGACCAUGUUCGGCGAGUGUGACGAACGGUUCGUACCGUCCAUCACGAAGGUGGCACUCAAGUUUAACGGCAGCAUCCCGAAGCUGGCCGGCCCCGGCGGCAAGCAGCAGAUCAUCUACGCCGGCAACGCGGCCUGGUGCUUGGCCCGGGCGAAGGACGCGCUGGUCGAGAAUGCGAAAAACAUUGCCGGCUAUCCGGUGUUCGUGACGGACGAGUCCGGUAUCGAGGAUACGACGCGCUUCUGUCAGCGCAUCUCGCGUGCCAACGAUACGCUCAAGUUGCGCCCGUCCAGCUACCAGAUCCCGCUGUUCGUGUCCUACUUCCUGGCGUUCCUGCUCGAGCUGCUGGUGAAAGCGCUGCAUCCGUUCACGAAAAUCAAGCUCCCGGUACCGCCGUGCGGGAUGCUGUCGUACAUGUCGUCCAUUAUGCUGUUCAAUCGGAUCCGUGCCUCGAUCUACCUGGACUACGAGCCAAUCUACAGCGAGGAGAAGGCCAUCACGAACAGUGCGCUGUGGUACGAGCGCUGGUAUCAGGAUUACUGCCAGUCGCACGGUCUGAAGAAGCUGAAAGUCAAAUGAAGGUGUGGGGCUUUGCUGGUAAAGCAUCCAAAUACAGUUGGUCCAGGCAGCUUUCCUGCCAGGUGGAUGGCGAAUAGCGAAUGGUCGUAAAUAGAUUCCGAGCAAUGGUUUCGGGGAAAUGUGAGGUUUCUUUUUUUUUCGCACCCUGAUUCGCUCCCCACCAUCAUUGUCUCCAUCCCAUUGAGCACCAUUAACAUACCGGGUGGUAGGAUUUCUUUCCCCUAAAUCGUAGUCCCACCAAAAAUCGGACAUUACUUCUGCUGGGCUGUGUGUGUGUGACUGUGAGGAUCUUCUGUUCCAUUUUCCAUCUGUUUUCCAUUUGUAAGCACCGAGCACACACACACACACCAAACAAGGACCAAAACAUACCCCAAAUCGUUUCUCGGAAGCGGCCCCUAAUGAAGCCGAAGCUCUCGCGUGUCUUUUGCAAAACCAUUUAAUUAAAAUUAACUUCACGAUUAUUAGGUGCCCUGGUACGGUUCCUCAUCACGACCGGAUCUCCCGACCGCUGCACGAUGAAAUCGAUCGUACAGAAAUUAAUUAAACUUGUUUUGGCACGACCGGAGUGUGCGUGCGUGUGUGUGUGGGGGGCCUCGAGGGCCUCCCUGCUGACACGAUACCGUUCAAAAUCUAAUUACCUUCUUCAAUAAUCACGAUAAUCUUUGACAAUCGCACACGGACGGGCUGGCCGCCGGGGCUGCCCGGUUUGCUUAUGCUAAUGUACAUUUUAUUUAUUUCUCCCCUCUCCCGCCCCAUCAUCUGGGGCUCGGUGCUCUUUGCCGGGAAGGAAUGAAAAUGGUUUUCCCUUUUUUAUUUACGAGUUUUUGUUCUGCAAAAGGAAUUCGCUAGUUCUUUACAGUGAAAUUAAAUAAAACAUUCCGCACCCUAUUAGAAGGACUCAGAUUCUAGGUUAAGGGUUUAGAUAGUACUAAUUAAGACACAAUAUUCAGGUGUGUGGCAAUAGCGCUUAGGUCCUGAAUAGCUGGAGUGGUCCUGGAGAAUGCAGUGCAGAGUAGCAGUAGCUCGUAAUAAAAUCUAUCUGGUCUGUGGUAUUUCUUUC